CGCCGUUCGCGCCGUGUGGAGAUGCGUGUACUAGGGAGGCUAGCAUGAAGGCGUCAGACGUGUCUACCUGGCGCACCUGCACGUGCACGUACGCGACUAUCACACCUGAGCAAAGGGGCGUGGCCGUCCGUGUUUACGUCACGUGCCCAGGGGCGCGCGCGGCGUGUCCCGGGAACGAGAGCUCCAGCUCUAACGGGAUCGAACAGGGGAGCAAAAUGGCGGACACGGCGAGCCCGACUCUGGCCAACCUGGACGGAGAAUUGUCCAAAAUCGACACCAGGCCGGCUUCUGUGCAGGUCAAGCACUAUGACAUCACGGCAAUGAACGUGGAACACGUCACCGUGUACCUGGAUCGCGCUGAGGUGCGGCGUUCGGUGCUGGUGAACGUCAAAAAGGGGGAAAACGAGGUGCUGUUCAAAAAGUUGUCCCAGAACAUCGACAAAGACUCGAUCAGAGUGGAAUGCAAAGGCCCUGCCUCGAUCACAGAAGUCACGUAUCACAGCAAGUUCAUCCCCGCAGACGAGGCGGAGGAAAAUAAGAAGAUUAGAGAGCUGAAGGACAAGCUGAAUGAUCUGGAGAAGACAAAAAAGGCUCUUCUGGCCAAGAAACACCGACUGGAGAAACAGAGGAGCGUUCUGGACGGCUUCGCAGAUAACAUGAUCAAACCUACAUCUCCAGGGGAGAAUAAGGAAUCGAACAGUGACAACAGACUGAGUUUGAACAUGGACACCUCCCUGCUAGACUGCAUGUCCGGCUUCUUCGACUUGUACGACAAACAGGCCCAGAAGCUGGAUGAAUCCCUGCAGGAUCUGGAUCAGGAGAUCGACACGAACGAAGACGCCGCCGCCGUCACCAGGAAGAACAUCCAGGAACUCGAGAUCAGCAAAGAUUCUCUCAUGAUCAGGUCUCCUCUGAAAACCAGAAACAGGCCUAUAGAAAAACCAAGGGAAGUCCUGGUGGUUCUUGAUACGAAGGAGGAGGCGAGAGUUGAGUUGAUAGUGUCUUACGUGGUGAGCAAGGCUCGCUGGGCGCCUAAAUACGACAUGAGAGUCUUCACUAAGGACAGUGCAAUGAAGCCCCCCCGGCCUGGAUCCAGUCAUGCUCGCCGUGUUACUACUAACCGCUGGCUGAAUAAGAGUGUUGCCUUGCAGAUCCAGUAUUUCGGCGUGAUCCGGCAGAACACAGGGGAGAACUGGCAGGACGCCACCAUCUCCCUCUCCACCUCCCUCCCCAGCGUGGGGGGAACGGCUCCCAGCCUGGGCACACAGGUCCUCUCCUUCAAAAAUAGGUGGACUCGCCGGUGGAUGCCUGAUAGUCCCAGUGUUGGGAUUCCGCAGAGCAUCACUGACAGCCCGCUGAAGAUGAAGAAAGCGGCCAGGAGGGGUCUGGGCAGCUUCCGCAGGAAGGACAAGCCUCAGAUCUACUCUCCAGACAGGUCUUCUCUAAUCAUUGACGAUGAGGGAACUAUUGACAUGGUGGAGGACUCUGAGCUGUUUACUACAGGCGGAGACUCCACAGAACAGGGAAAGGACGGUCUGCUCAGCACGACCUAUGACAUCCCCAGGAAGGCGAACAUCCCGUCUGACAACCAGCCACACAAGGUGCAGAUCGCCAUGAUCGACUUUAACCCCACCUUCGAGCACGAGACGGCGCCAAAACGCUCCCCACACGCCUUCCUCCGCGCGACAGUCAAGAACGACUCGGAGUACGCCCUUCUAGCCGGCCCGGUCAACGUGUAUCUCGACAACAACUUCAUCGCCAAGUUUAAGUCUGACCUUCGCACGGUGGCGCCCUCAGAGGAGUUCACGUGUUCUCUUGGCGCCGACCCCGCCGUGAAGGUCAUCUACAAGCCGCUGCACAAGUACCGGGAGCAGAGCGGGGUCAUCUCCAAAACCACCCAGAUGACCUACAGACAGGUUAUUGAGAUCAAGAAUUUGCGGCCGGAUCCCAUCAAGAUCACGGUGAGCGACCAGCUGCCCCUCAGCACCGAGGAGAAGAUCAAGGUGAACCUCCAGGAGCCGUCCAUCAAGCAUCCGGAGAAGAACGACAAGAACAAGCCGAUUCGGCUGAACGCACACAACAACGUGGAGUGGACACUCAAUAUCGAGGGUGGAAAAACUCACGAGGUGACUCUGAAGUACAGCAUUGAGCAUCCCCCAGGAGAGGAGGUGGAAAUCAAGAACGAGAAAAUCGUCCUGGCGUAGAACCGGCGCCGCGGCCUGGCGGGUGGGCGGUGGUCGGGACGAGAAGAUUGUCGUGGUUUAGAGACUUCCGCGAGCGCACAAGUGGUGGUGUUCAAAACUGUAGGAGUGUUGGGAGGGGGGCACAUGAUAAUGAUAUGGUAGCUAUGGUAACCAUGUGGUAGCUAUGGUAACCACAUGUUAGCUAUGGUAACCACAUGGUAGCUAUGGUAACCACAUGGUAGCUAUGGUAACCACAUGGUAGCUAUGGUAACCACAUGGUAGCUAUGGUAACAUGGUAGCUAUGGUAACCCCAUGGUAGCUAUGGUAACCACAUGGUAGCUAUGGUAACCACAUGGUAGCUAUGGUAACAUGGUAGCUAUGGUAACCCCAUGGUAGCUAUGGUAACCACAUGGUAGCUAUGGUAACCACAUGGUAGCUAUGGUAACCACAUGGUAGCUAUGGUAACUACGUGGUAGCUAUGGUAACCACAUGUUAGCUAUGGUAACCACAUGGUAGCUAUGGUAACUACGUGGUAGCUAUGGUAACCACAUGUUAGCUAUGGUAACCACAUGGUAGCAAUGGUAACUACGUGGUAGCUAUGGAUUAAACAUUGUUAACAGUUUUCAUCCUUGAAUAGUUUAAUCAGGUUGGUAAAUCACUGGAUAACGAAGUUUGUUAUUUCCACACGACAUUCGGAAUUGCAUUCUUCACAGUGCAGUAGCGACACCUAGCUGCAGUGUGUGGUACUACAUGUCCCGAGGAAGGUCGCUGAAACAUCGUCUGGUGGUGAUGAUGCACAUGUAGCGGUGUGUGGUGAAGCCAACUUUGUUAUCCAGCUCAAUCAGUUUUGUUUUCUCACGAACCCAGUAUUUUGGGAGCCUGUGCCACGGCAGCAUGACUUUCUGACAGGUGAGGAGCUGUGAAUAUAAUGUUGGUGUGUCCAUGGCUGGCGGGAGGAGGAUGUUUCCAGUAACAAGUGUGGUUUGUGUUGCAGGUUUGGAGUGUUGUAGAAAGAAUAAGAAAUCUGAGGUCACUUCUCCAUGCAAACUCAUCAGAGUUAAUACGACCUGUGUUUUUCUCUCUCACCAACUUCUCAAAAGAACGACAGAGUUCAGUUGUGUAAAAUAAAUCUUGCUAGCGUGUACGUAGCUUAUGAACAUUUUCUCCAUGCGAUAUCUAUAUUAGAAAAUGAGAAAGUACUUGUCUCUUGUAGUGUGUAGCUAGUUCUAGUAAGAGUAAGUCCAUAGUGUGGCAGCUAUACACACCACACAUAUAUGUAGUAGGUUUAAGGCCGGGAUAGAAUAGCCUCCACAGCAAGCCAAAAACUGGGGGUUUUGGGGGUCUUCAGGAUCUUUUAUUGUAUUGUGCUAUUUUCUGAUUGCAUAUAGACAACAUAGCCGGCCUGGUUGAAUUAGCCCCGUUUUUUUAACUGGGCUAAUCAGAAAACAGCCGAAGACCACCAAACCCCCAGUUCUAUAAGCCUGCUACGGAGGCUAGGGAUAGAACCUUCUGUAGACUGUGGUGUUUCUCUUGUCCAACAGACUCCAGGUUUUCCUUGCCUGUACAAAACGUUAUUUUGAUAGACACCCUAUUUGUGCAUCAAAGUUUCUAUUUUAUGGAACAUGUUCCUUUGGUGGAACCAGAACUCAAAGGCCAGGAAAACAAUAACAAAAAAAAAUCAAAAUUAA
Messenger RNA from Branchiostoma belcheri (Belcher's lancelet), 3871 nucleotides. RefSeq names its product protein F37C4.5-like. Bases 45 to 2204 code for a protein of 719 amino acids. The transcript has 16 exons. Lineage: Eukaryota; Metazoa; Chordata; Leptocardii; Amphioxiformes; Branchiostomatidae. The record is from RefSeq and is a predicted model, not a curated record.